AUGCCUCUUCGCAUUCCCGCUCCCAACAGGGUCGAGGUCCUCACCAUGGCGUCCGCCAGCGCCGCCGGCUUCGCCCCCUUCUACCUCAUGGCUCCUGGCGCCGACGAGCGUCUCUCCAAGCAGACCAACAAGUGGGCUCCACGCUGGGAGCGCAACAUAACCAGGGUUGUCAAUCCCGUCGAGCGGGGCAUCCAGCGGGUCGCACCGCCUGUUGAGAGGACGGUCCAGAAGUGGGAGCAGCGCCUGCGACUCGAAAAGGCGGCCAAGAGGGUCGACAAGGGCAUCAAGAGGAACCUUGACCGGAUGGGCAUCAAGCACACCUGA
This is a messenger RNA of Parathielavia appendiculata, 324 nucleotides long. RefSeq lists its product as uncharacterized. NCBI's taxonomy places the organism in Eukaryota, Fungi, Ascomycota, Sordariomycetes, Sordariales, Chaetomiaceae. The transcript has a single exon. The coding region runs from base 1 to 324 and encodes 107 amino acids. The record is from RefSeq and is a predicted model, not a curated record.